Messenger RNA from Condylura cristata (star-nosed mole), 2280 nucleotides. RefSeq names its product angiotensin II receptor, type 1 (gene AGTR1). Gene Ontology annotation, cellular component: membrane. The record is from RefSeq and is a predicted model, not a curated record. The transcript is spliced from 3 exons. Gene Ontology annotation, biological process: immune response; G protein-coupled receptor signaling pathway; regulation of vasoconstriction. Lineage: Eukaryota; Metazoa; Chordata; Mammalia; Eulipotyphla; Talpidae. Gene Ontology annotation, molecular function: angiotensin type II receptor activity. Bases 391 to 1470 code for a protein of 359 amino acids.
AACGUCGUCCCUGGGAGCCACGGAGCAGCAACGCCCCUCUCUAUAAAAUCCGAGCAGCUCUGUUGCGGAGGAUUCCAGCGCUUGACAACUCGGCCCCAGCAGCGGAAUGGGUUAGCGGGCACCACCAUCCAUGGGGAACAGCCUGAUUAAGAAACCCCGGCAGUGAGGGCGCGGAGGCUUGGACGCCAGGGUCGAGCACAGUCGCUGCGCACCAGCUCCACCAACUCGCUGCCAACGUGGGCGCGGCGCCCAGGACGCGAUUUGAUACAUAAUAAAUAGGUGUAAAACGGCUGAGAUUUUAUCUGAAUAAGCCCCUGAUGCCAUCCCAGAAGCUCUGUAUGCAGGUGUAUUUGGCAUAGUGUCUGACACUAAUUAACCCAGGAGAUCAAAAUGAUGCUCAACUCUUCCACCGAAGACGGUAUUAAAAGAAUCCAGGAUGACUGUCCCAAAGCUGGAAGACACAACUACAUAUUUAUCAUGAUCCCUACUUUAUACAGUAUCAUCUUUGUGGUGGGAAUAUUUGGAAACAGCUUAGUGGUGAUUGUCAUUUACUUUUACAUGAAGCUGAAAACCGUGGCCAGUGUUUUCCUUCUGAAUCUAGCACUGGCUGACUUAUGCUUUUUACUGACAUUGCCUCUAUGGGCUGUGUACACUGCCAUGGAAUACCGCUGGCCUUUUGGCAACUAUCUAUGUAAGAUCGCCUCAGCCAGUGUCAGUUUCAACCUCUAUGCCAGUGUGUUUCUACUCACGUGCCUGAGCAUAGAUCGCUACCUGGCUAUCGUUCACCCCAUGAAGUCCCGUCUUCGUCGCACAAUGCUUGUAGCCAAAGUCACCUGCAUCAUUAUUUGGCUGCUCGCUGGUCUGGCUAGUUUGCCAACUAUAAUUCAUCGAAAUGUAUUUUUCAUUGAGAAUACCAAUAUUACAGUUUGUGCUUUCCAUUAUGAAUUCCAAAAUUCGACCCUCCCCGCUGGACUGGGCCUAACCAAGAAUAUUCUGGGUUUCUUGUUUCCUUUUCUGAUCAUUCUUACAAGUUAUACACUUAUUUGGAAGGCUCUCAAGAAGGCUUAUGAAAUUCAGAAGAACAAGCCAAGAAAUGAUGAUAUUUUCAAGAUAAUUAUGGCAAUUGUGCUUUUCUUUUUCUUUUCCUGGGUUCCCCACCAAAUAUUCACUUUCUUAGAUGUCUUGAUUCAUCUGGGCAUCAUACAUGACUGCAAAAUUGCAGAUAUUGUCGACACUGCCAUGCCUAUCACAAUUUGCAUAGCUUAUUUUAACAAUUGCUUGAAUCCCUUUUUUUAUGGCUUUUUGGGGAAAAAGUUUAAAAAAUAUUUUCUCCAGCUUCUGAAAUACAUUCCCCCAAAGGCCAAAUCCCACUCAAACCUAUCAACAAAAAUGAGCACGCUUUCCUACCGCCCCUCAGAUAAUGGAAGCUCAUCCUCCAAGAAGCCAUCCCCAUGCUUUGAGGUUGAGUGACAGACUUCAAACCCGUCGAAGAAUUUACCUUAUAAAACAAGGAACAAGAAAAACAUUCCUCCAUAGCACUUCACUGCAAAGUGAAUGUUAGCUACUUUUUUUUUUCCAAAUUUAAGAAGAAAAUGGAUUGUGUGGUCUCUAGCUAUUUUUCUAAAUCUUUGAACAAAAGCUUUCUUUUCCCUUUGCAGCAAAAUUAAGCAAGGUACAUUUGCAUCAUUUUGCAUUACACGGAUAAUGGCCACUCCAAGAAUGAUGUCAAAAGCUGGAUGAAUGUGUUUGUUUGGAAAGUUUCACUGGCACAAAUACAGUCUCUUUAGUCUAUUCUUGUUCUCUUAUUUUUGAUCUCCACAUACAGGUAUCUAGAAUAUUUUAAAUACCUUUAGUGCUGCAACAGGAGAUCAGAGGUCAAGAUCAUGCUGCCCACUUCCCAGUGGGGAGUUAAGAUUUGUGCUGUUUAGCCAUUAGCGCCACUGGCACAUUUGCCACCACAUGUUUUGUUCAAAGUCUCACUGAACAGUUGUCAGCUCUCAAACUUUGGUGAAAUUCACCCAAUGUCUUACAGAUGCAUACUGCCAAAAAUUGCCAGCUAGCUGGUUUAUUUGUAUUGUGCUCUUACUAAUGUCACAUAUAAAAGUGAAAUUACUUGUAAAGGUGUUAUUCUGUCCUCAGGUAGGUGUGUCUUCCUAGUUAUAUUUGAGAAGUAUACGUGUUUUGUGGUGCAAGAGAUUAUAUAUAUACGCUUUACUGUUUUAGAAAGGAGAUAGCCUACCUACCUAUGUAAUGUGUAUAUCUCUAAACUGUUGUUUAAAA